AGCGCACAUGCAACAGGUCAGCCAGUUUCAUAGGUACAAAUCUGCUGACAAAUGCCCUUUCAAUGGGUGCAACUUCUAUAAACUUUGCCAGAUGCAAGUGUUAAGACUAAUGCUCAGAUCUUUAAUAUAUUUUCUCUAGGCAGAGGUACAGUACACAACAGGCCUGCCCUCUAUGCCUUGCCCUGCUAUCACCAUAGAACCCCUGGCCAUACAGAUAUGGACAUCUCUGAACAUUGUGGGUUUUAAGUUGGGAAGCCAUGAAGAAUGUAUUGCCUUGUAUGCAGAUACUCUCCUUUCUCCGUAGGACCCACAAGCAUCCCUAGCUGAGAUUUUCAUCAUGAAGCCUUUAAUGACCAAAAAAGUGAAGCAUGACAUAUUUAUAGAUUCUGCUGAAAAUAAUGGAAUCAUAAUUUCUAUUAUACAUUUAUCCAUGUAAGAAGAUAUCUUUAGAUGAUCCAAGUAUGUGUAUUGGAAACAGUGUGGAGACAAGUCUUUGCCCCACAAUGGAAAUAGAAGAAGCACUGUCAUCAUCUGUAACCUCCUGCUUCCGAUAUAUUAAUAUGACCACAUCUGUCGGUGGUCAAAAGCAUAUCACGUCUUUGUGGUUCUCUGCAGUUUUCUCCGUUAUCGGGCUUUCCUCCAACCUAUUUGCUUUUUGUGUCCUAGUUAGCGCAUCCAAGAAAACGCAAAGUCAUUCAAGGUCUUCUUUCUUAGUCUUUCUUGGAGGUUUGGUAGUCACAGACUUCAUGGGACUAUUAGUGACUGGUAUUAUUGUUGUGUCUUAUCAUAUCACUCAAUUUAACUGGCAGAUCCGUGAUCAAAAUUGUUACCUCUGUAACUUUUUUGGACUAUCUAUGGUUUUUUAUGGACAAUGCCCCCUUUUGCUAGGUGCAUCCAUGGCUGCUGAAAGGUUUUUUGGAAUAACUAAACCAUUUUCACAUUCUGCCAAUAUUUCAAAAAAGAGAGCAUACGGUAUUGUGGUCAUGGUGUGGUGUUUUGCUUUCUUUUUAGCUUUAUUUCCCAUAAUGGGCAUUGGGAGUUACACUUUACAAUACCCAAAGUCCUGGUGUUUUCUAACUUUGCUACAAGACCGAAAGAAUAAAGCCUUUGGAUUAAUCUUUUCCCUGACCGGUAUAUUUUCCGUCUGCCUAUCCUUCAUUUUGAAUACAGUCAGCGUUGUGACACUUUGCAGAGUUUAUCAUGACCGUGAGUCUGUCCAAAGACGCAGAGACAGUGAAGUAGAAAUGAUGGUCCAGCUGGUUGGGAUCAUGAUAAUUGCUAGUGUGUGCUGGCUUCCAUUGCUGAUUUUCAUAGCACAAACAGUUCUUCAGCAAUCCUUAAGUGAAGUGAUGGACAGAGAAAUACCCAGAGAAACAGAGAAACUGCUUCUAAUAUUUCUUCGAGUGGCAACAUGGAACCAGAUUUUGGAUCCCUGGGUUUAUAUCCUAUUUAGAAGAGCUGUUUUAAAGAGAAUUUACCCGAGCAUGAAAUCCCGUCGCUCAAUUGUAUCAUUAUAUCCAACACUUACCACUUCUUUACGUCGGAAAUACACUCAUGAAUCAGUCAUUAAUUAAUCAUAGCCUUUUCAACUACGGUUCUUGUGAGAAUUGCCUUCUUAUGUUAUAUGGCAUGUAGAGAAGGUAAUCUAGUUAGCUCGAGUUCUUGAGAAAUGUUUUCUACAGUCACUGUUGUUUGCAAUAAUAAUUUUCACUAUUGCAAUCGGCAGUUUCUAUAAAUAUCAGUGAAAGUCGUAGUUUACACGUAAUAGCCACUGUGUCUUUAUUUUUUUUACAGCCUGCUAUAUUCUUAUGAACUAUCAAUAAAACAAGAUAUGUACUUACAAUAUCCUCUUUUAACACCUUCUUGACACCGCAGUUUCCAUUUUUUGUUUUUUACUCCCUGCCUUCAAAGAGACAUAACUUUUUAAACUUGUUUUUCACAUAGCUCUAUGAGGGCUUGUUUUUUUACAGAACAAGUUGUGUUUUCUAAUGGCACUAUUUAUUAUUCUAUACGAUGUAGUGGAAAGCUGAAAAAUGUUUAAACUGGGUGGAAUAGAGAAAA
Bufo bufo (common toad) is the source of this 2061-nucleotide messenger RNA. It is a transcript of the gene TBXA2R, whose product is annotated as thromboxane A2 receptor. Gene Ontology annotation, molecular function: thromboxane A2 receptor activity. Lineage: Eukaryota; Metazoa; Chordata; Amphibia; Anura; Bufonidae. Bases 462 to 1574 code for a protein of 370 amino acids. The record is from RefSeq and is a predicted model, not a curated record. The transcript is spliced from 3 exons. Gene Ontology annotation, biological process: inflammatory response; positive regulation of cytosolic calcium ion concentration; positive regulation of blood pressure. Gene Ontology annotation, cellular component: plasma membrane.